AUGGUUGCACUUUCAGAUCUUUUUUGGCUUGUAACGUCAACAUAUAACUGGUGCUGCUCAUCCUCAGUAGACCAGAGUCAGAAUUCCUCAGUCGCCAGCUCUUCCGCAGCUACUAUCGCUGUACAAACCUGCCAACAGCUUCAACAGUCCUUGGGACCGACAAUUGUCCAAACUUCAACUUCAGGUUCUGACUAUAUCCUCGGUGCAAAUGGCGCUUGGAGUACAUUUAACACCGAAGUAAAUUAUCAGCCAACAUGCAUCGUCUUUGCGAAUGAGGCAGAGCACGUUCAAACUGCAAUGAAGACAAUCUAUCAGAACGAAGCUGAUUACGCAGUACAGGCUGGGGGACAUAGUGGAAUGACAGGAUGGAAUACAAUUCAGGACGGGGUACUUAUUUCUUUCAAGAAUAUGAACACUUCAUCCUACGACCCCGAUCAUGAUACGAUUACCAUGCUGCCCGGUGUUCGUUGGGGAGAAGUAAUAACUGAAAUGGAACCGUUCGGUGUUGCGCCCGUGGGGGGCCGUAUCAGCGAAGUCGGAACUGGCCUUCUUCUCGGUGGCGGCUUGAGUUUUCUCUCUUCCGCCGAAGGCUACGCCUCCGAUAACUAUGUAUCGCUCGAUAUCGUCCUUGUGGACGGUACGCUAGUAACGGCAACAGCUGACAACGAAUAUCAAGAUUUAUUCAAAGCGUUAAAAGGAGGAGCUAAUCGAUUUGGUAUCGUAACAAGGUAUGAAGUAAAGGCGGUCCAUACCGGAACAAAAGAAGAAAAACGUUGGUGGGGUGGACUUUUCGUGUAUCCGAACUCCUCUUCCGAAGCACUUCUCGGCGCAAUCGCACAUUACACUCAUGAUACAAAUGAUACAAAUGCAGUUAUGGUCACGGUGAUCAUGACUACCUGGCCCAACUUGGAGCCUAGCAUCUCAGUUCUACUGGUUUACAACGGUACCGAGACAUCUUUCAACAACGCCUUUGCCGAGUUUCUUUCUAUCCCCUACACAUCAUCAUCCCCUGGCUCGCUCUCAUUCUUGGAACUAUCCAAUGCCGUUCAUUUCCCAUCCGGCAUGGGUACCCUGUUCUCUGCUAGCAGCCUGGCGGGCACCCCAGCUAAUUCGGACGUGUCGGUGGAUGAUUAUUUGGAGCUCUAUCGACAGUAUAAUAACUUUAGUUCAGCAUUUGCUUCAUCGCCUGAUAUCGGUUUCACUCUUCUUGAUUUCUCGCCCGUGUUACAGUCGCAGAUACGGGCGGGUUACAAAAAGGGCGGUAAUCCCAUCAACCCGCCACUUGGAACGACGGGAUAUAGUAUAAUCUUAUUCCAGGUGACGUACCGUGAAGGCGUCACUCAGACUGCGGAAGACGUCGAGGACGGACGGCAAUUUUGGAUUGACAAUGCUCCUAGCACACCGGGUCUCCCACUGUUCCUCAGCGAGGCUGAUGCAGCGCAGCAAGUUUUUGCAACUUACGGAGAAUACGAUUUUCUCAAACAGGUAUAUGCUAAAUACGAUCCUACUGGUUUCAAUGUUCGACAUACAGAAGGUCCUUUAGGACUAGAAUCGGUUCUGGCUCCAUCCAUUUGUGAACCGCUCUCCAUAUUUAAUUACUCCCUCCCACUCCCGUUGUGUUUCUAG
This is a messenger RNA of Lentinula edodes (shiitake mushroom), 1626 nucleotides long. RefSeq lists its product as uncharacterized. Bases 1 to 1626 code for a protein of 541 amino acids. NCBI's taxonomy places the organism in Eukaryota, Fungi, Basidiomycota, Agaricomycetes, Agaricales, Omphalotaceae. Gene Ontology annotation, molecular function: FAD binding. The transcript is spliced from 7 exons. The record is from RefSeq and is a predicted model, not a curated record.